Messenger RNA from Hypoxylon fragiforme, 1498 nucleotides. Its product is annotated as integral membrane protein DUF92-domain-containing protein. The coding region runs from base 98 to 1216 and encodes 372 amino acids. NCBI's taxonomy places the organism in Eukaryota, Fungi, Ascomycota, Sordariomycetes, Xylariales, Hypoxylaceae. The transcript has a single exon. Gene Ontology annotation, cellular component: membrane. The record is from RefSeq and is a predicted model, not a curated record.
AUGACUUACCUGGGUAUAAAAAACAAAACACAAAAAAACACACAAAAAAAAACCCUCCUUUUCUUGAUUCCGUACCUAUCCCAGGUACCAGAUAAUCAUGAAAGCAAUCAUCGCCGGCCCCGCCACACUCGCCUUGGUAUACCGGGCAUAUUCGCACAACUCGCUCACGCCGCUCGGCAUCGUAGUCGCUGCGCUAUCCGCCGUGGCCCACGCCGUCCACCCCUGGAACCUGCCCUUCGUGCUCGUCUGCACCUUCUUCCUAGCCGGCACCCGCGUCACCAAGAUCAAGGCCAAUGUCAAGGCCGGCCUUACCCUGAGCUCCCAGGGCAGCGGCGGGGGUGAGGGGCCGCGGACCCACGUCCAGGUCCUUGCCAAUUCCCUCAUGGCCUCUAUCCUGUCGCUGCUGCACGCCUACCAGCUCCAUCUGCGGCGCGAGGCCGUGCUUUCCCAGAAGCAGAUCCCCGACGGCUCCUUCUGCUACAGUUGGGGCGGCGAUCUGCUGGUCAUCGGCAUCAUCGCCAACUACGCUGCCGUCACGGCCGAUACCUUCUCCUCCGAGCUGGGCAUCCUCUCCCGGACCUCCCCCAGGCUGAUCACCUCCUUCAACCUACGCAAGGUUCCGCCCGGCACGAACGGCGGUGUCACGCUCUGGGGCUUGGUCGCCGGCUUUCUCGGUUCCAUGAUCAUCGUCACCACCUCUCUCGUUUUUCUCCCGCUCUGUGGCGAAGACACCAAGGGUAAGAUCGGCGGCGGCGACAGCUGGACCGUCAAUCAAAAGGCCACCUUGGCUUGGGGCUUAACUAUCUGGGGCGCGCUGGGUAGUCUCUUGGAUAGCUUCCUGGGAGGCUGGUUUCAAAAGAGCGUACGCGACGUGCGAUCUGGGAAGAUCGUCGAGGGUGAAGGCGGUGUUCGUGUCUUGACCUCCUUCCCGGACGCCAAACCCAACGCAGCUGGAAGCCAGGCUACCGAAAAGCCAUCAAGUCCCGCGGCCUCGGGCGGAGACGACUCGUCAUCUAAAAGCCCCUAUGACCCGAAGGAUAAGCACCGCAGCUCUCAUUUCGGGGACCGCAAGCCUACACGCGUAUCGGAGAGCGGCUUCGAUUUGUUGGACAACAAUGACGUUAACUUUUUGAUGGCAUUUACUAUGAGUGUCGGGUCAAUUAUAAUUGCCGGCUGGUACUGGGGCGUACCUCUGGAUAGCAUUUUCAAGGCUUGAAAGGAUGGGAACAGCAAUAAGGUCUAUUUCCAUUUUACCACAUACUGAUAAGUUGUUCUCCUCAUCGGCCGGACGUGUUAAGGGGGGGUUGGACGGGAAAGGACUUUGGUCGCCCAGAAGCCAGCGAAGGGACAGAAGGUCUGAUUAGGAACAACUAUCUACUGUCUAGGUAUUAGGCAGGCAGGUACAGCAAUAUGAGACAUGAAAUUCAAAUAUUCAUUUACAAAGACAUCUGACUUAAUUGCAUUAGUUUAUCUUUAGUUUUUUUAUCAGAAUAUGCUG